This is a messenger RNA of Lactuca virosa, 618 nucleotides long. NCBI's taxonomy places the organism in Eukaryota, Viridiplantae, Streptophyta, Magnoliopsida, Asterales, Asteraceae. The record is from the annotation of a GenBank genome assembly.
AUGGUGCAAACCAAUAAUGAUUCCGAUAACAACGAUGCAGUGGAUGAAAUUAAAGAAUACUAUGAUUGUAGAUAUAUUUCUACAUGUGAAGCAUCAUGGCGGAUUUUUAAAUACGAUGUUCAUUAUAGAUAUCCUGUUGUGAUUACACUACCUUUUCAUCUUCCCGAUCAACAACAAGUUGUAUAUGAGGCAGACAAUGACACUGAAGAUGUUCUUGAUCGAACUUCAAUUGCUUCUUCAAUGUUCACAUCUUGCAUGAAGUGUAAUGAAAUCAAUAAAGAAGCACGAAAACUUACAUAUGUUGAAUUCCCUACAAAGUUUGUUUGGCAACGUAAAUAUCUGAUUUGGAAGCCAAGGAAAGUUAGAUAUGCGAUUGGUAGAAUUCACUCUGUUUCACCUAAACUUGGAGAAGCAUAUUUCUUAAGAAUUCUUUUAAAUAAAGUGAAAGGUCCUAAAUCAUUCGAAGAAAUUCGCACAGUCAAUUGUGAACUAUGUUCUUCUUUUAAAGAUGUAUGUUAUAAUCUUGGCCUUUUAGAUGAUGACAAAAAUUUAUCGAUGCAAUUAAGGAAGCAAGUCUUUCUGGAUUUGGUUUUUAUCUACAGUUCUUAUUUGCUAUGA